CAAGCAAAAAAAAAGCGAAAAUGAGCAAAAAUGUAAUUGAUCAGUGAAGAAAACAUUUAAAAAAUGUAACCAAUAAAUAAGAGUAAAUCUCUUUUUUGUAAGCACACCUGAAAAGGGGCACAUUGCGCAUCAGUGAGUUGUAGGGAAGUGGCUGGUAAAGGCAAAAUCACGGAACAAAGAAGAAACAAAUUCCUAGGAUUAAUGAUGGCAUUAUUUUACAACGCGGCUCAAACAGAAGCUCUUGCAGUUUUGAUCGGAGAAAGAGUCAUCACGUUAAGGCAUUUAUCACUUUACUACAGAGAACUUACUCAGAACUACCUUCCGAACUGUCACCAUAUAGAGGGCAUAGAAUGUGGGGCUGAAGAUAUCACAAUACUUGAAAAUGGACUGGCCUUUCUGAGCACUUGCGUGAAGCAUCCAGACAUACCGUCUUAUUCAGAUGACCCUGGAAAGAUCUACACCCUGAAUCUGUUGGAUUCUAAAAUGAAAAUUAAAGCACUGAACAUCAAGGGAGACUUUGACAAAGACUCUUUUAAUCCACAUGGAAUCAGCCUGUACACGGAUGACAAAGAUGGUGCCGUAUACCUGUUUGUUGUGAAUCAUCCUCAAGGCAACUGUCAAGUGGAGAUUUUUCGAUUUGUUGUGGAUGAAAAUGCUCUCCAGUACAUCAAGACCAUCAAGCAUGAACUCCUGCACAAUGUGAAUGAUAUAGUCGCUGUGGGGACCGAAAGCUUUUAUGCCACCAAUGAUCAUUACUUCACGAAUGGGAUUCUCAAGAUUGUGGAGCCGUUUCUGUCUUUGCCCUGGUGUGACGUCGUCUACUACAGCCCUCAGACUGUGCAGGUUGUGGCAGGGGGCUUCUUGCUUGCCAACGGCAUAAAUAUCUCCCCUGACAAAAGGCAUUUGUAUGUGGCAGAUCUUCUGAAGCACAAAAUUGUUGUCUUGGAAAUACAGAAAAACACUGUAUUGUCUCAUGUAAAGGAGGUUGAUGUGGGGUCACUCUGUGACAACAUUGAGGUGGACCGUGAAACUGGAGAUCUAUGGCUGGGCUGCCACCCAAACGGUCGCAAUUGGUUACUUCAAGAUCCAAAUGAUCCACCUGGUUCAGAGGUUAUCAGGAUUGAGAACAUCCUCUCUGAAAAGCCCAAGGUGACCCAGGUGUAUGCAGAUGAUGGCAGUGUGAUCAUUGCUUCUUCGGUGGCAACCCAAUAUGGAGGAAAGCUGCUCAUUGGAACAGUUUAUCAGAAAGCUCUGAUCUGUGACCUUAAGUAGUGUAUAUACUUACUGGAAAGAAUAAAUAGUGGCUCAGCUGUUUGAAAGAUUUUGUCU
Molecule: messenger RNA, 1329 nt
Organism: Onychostoma macrolepis
Lineage: Eukaryota; Metazoa; Chordata; Actinopteri; Cypriniformes; Cyprinidae
Product: serum paraoxonase/arylesterase 2-like
Exons: 10
Coding region: 202-1272 (356 amino acids)
Molecular function (GO): arylesterase activity
Source: RefSeq, a predicted model, not a curated record